Penaeus monodon (black tiger shrimp) is the source of this 2218-nucleotide messenger RNA. RefSeq lists its product as uncharacterized. The coding region runs from base 13 to 1689 and encodes 558 amino acids. The record is from RefSeq and is a predicted model, not a curated record. Lineage: Eukaryota; Metazoa; Arthropoda; Malacostraca; Decapoda; Penaeidae. The transcript is spliced from 4 exons.
UGCCUAUCUGAGAUGGUAGAUCGAGAAGGCCUAGAUGGGCUUCAGCACCCUUCCCACACCCUCCAUCACCCCACGCCCACGGAGGCGCCUCAUUACGCCCACCCUGUCUUGGUGACUCUUUACCUUGUGGGAAUUGUUCUAUGUAUGGUCAUGGCUUACUUUCUCGACACGUCCCGCAGGUCAACCAAGGGUCAGAGACAAGCCCCGCCCAGCGAUGACCUUCAUCCAGACUCCGGUGCUGCAAAGGAACUGAUCCGCGAGCCUGGAGAAUGGGUUCGUCCCCUCGGCAGCCUGGAGCUCUUCAUGGCCGUGGGGGGCGAGUACGGGUCCCUUAACACGGUCCUUGGUCUGUGGCUUUCGUCCAGGGAGCCGAUCCGACCCGAGAACGUCCGCCGGGCGCUGUCCGUCAUCGCGCGGAAGAACCACAUGCUGCAGAUGAGCGUGGUGUGGCGAGGGACUCGUCCGUGGUUCCGGCGCAUGGAGGAGGUGGUCGUGGACUUCGGCGUCGAGGACAAGGAGGUAAUGAGUGUGUACUCCGCCGAGCUUCACGCGCCCUACGACAUGUCGCGCGGCCCUCUGUGGCGCGCCAGGCUGGUGCCGAUGCCCGAGGAGUCGCGCGACGGCCUCCACAAGGCGGCCCUGCUGAUCAGCGUGCACCACUGCAUCACCGACGGCGUCACGAAUGUGGUCCUCGGCCGGGACUUGAUGCGCGUGCUGAAUGCGUCCAUGAUGGGCACGGCGGAUGAUGUCCCCUUCCGGGCCGUCAUCCCAGCCCUGCCGGACGCCCUCUUCAAGCGCUACGACUGGAUCUACGUCUUCAAAUACUUCUGGAAGAAGCUCUUCGACACCUUCAUCAGGAACUACAACCAGAAGCUCUACUUCAAAGGCAUCUUGCCGCAGCCCGAGACCAGAUUCGCCACGACGAAGGUCAUCAUGGAUGAGUUCUCGGCAGAGGCGACGCAGCGGCUGGUGCAGCAGUGCAGGGACGCCGGCGUCACCGUGCACGCCUGCAUCGUUGCCAUCGCCAACAUCGCCAUCUUCCGGGUCGCCCAGCAGCGUGCCAAGGGAAGAAUCGACUCUGCUCUCAUCAACACUGUCAACUGCAUCAACAUGCGUCGCUACUUCCCUCCUGAAAACAAGGAGUCCCUGGGCUGCCACAUUUCCCUCGAGGAGACCGAGCUCCUCAUCCAGUCCGCCGACUUCACCGACAAGGACAGCUUCUGGGCGCUGGUCAAGCGGAUCUACGAUGACCUGCAAGACAGCCUCAACGUCCACCAUACGCCCGCCAAAAACUCCCCUCUCUUCCGCCCUUCCAGCCUCAUCUUCCACAUCAACUACGAGCUCACGCGCCGUGCCCGCCAGAACCGCACGCACUCGCACAUGAUCACCACCAACAUGGGCAACCUGCAGCACCUUCUGCCGGGCAAGUACGGCGACGGCCCCGUGGAGAUCACCCGCAUCCUUCGCUCGGUCUCCAGCGCGCUCACCGGCCACGGGUGCACGCUCACCUUCCAGACCUUCGUCGGGAGGUUCAUGAUUUCGCUCGAUUACUACUCCAACAAGAUGACAGACGACGUGGCCCAGCAGUUCUUCACGAACCUCAACACUUACAUAUUAAACCUCACCAAAUACGGCUGCCUGAACGUGGCGAAUUCUGAAGCAGCUGUGUGGCCCUCCUUAGCGACGUAGACUGUACAUAGGUAUCCUGUAGCUGCAUUUCCUAACUUUAACACACAGAGUUUGGUGCAAAGGCAUGUAUACUGCAAACAUCUCUAGAGGCUUGUUCCAGAAUGUAACACAUAAGAGUUAUGUAAUUCGUUGUUCUCGUUGAAACUUGGUUGAUAUAGCUCUUAAUCUAAGCCAUUCUAGAGAUUAUUUUUUCCCUCAAAUCUAAACCUCGAAACUGUACAACUAAUACCCACUUAGUCUACUUAGCUCACCCAUGUCAGUAUGGUCUGUUUGUGACAUGGCCGUUGCUUGUACGUGUAAAUAGAGAUUAUGUAAACAGUAAUUAACAAUUGUUACUUUUGUUGUAGUACUUUUAUCAGCUUCCUCAGGUUACUUGGAAUACCAUCACUCUGUCCGGCGACUCAGAACUCAAAAGCCGAAAUCCGCGCUGCAAGAUGAGUGGAGAUCACGAAGCGCGUUCGAAAAAUUUAACUGGAAACACGAGUUCUAGAGUUCUAAUAUCAAGCUAAAAAGUGUAUUCCGUAAUUCC